Corticium candelabrum is the source of this 1030-nucleotide messenger RNA. RefSeq lists its product as uncharacterized. NCBI's taxonomy places the organism in Eukaryota, Metazoa, Porifera, Homoscleromorpha, Homosclerophorida, Plakinidae. The transcript is spliced from 3 exons. The record is from RefSeq and is a predicted model, not a curated record. The coding region runs from base 12 to 827 and encodes 271 amino acids.
GUGAGAACAAAAUGCCUCUUGAGAUACCUUUCGAUCUAGAACACGUUGCGACCGUUGUCGUUGGUGUUCUCAUCAUUAUUGCCGUAUUCUGGAACUGCUUCAACGAAAGCAAUACUAUAAAAAAAGAAAAUGAAGAGUUACAGUCUCAACUCUUCAAAUCUGAAACAGAAAAUGAAGAUGUAAAGUUUCAACUUGGCAAUGCUGAGACAGAAAAUGAAAACUUACAGUUUCAACUUGACAAUGCCGAGAGAGUAAACAAAAAAUUACAAUCUCGACUCAAAAGAGAAAAAGAAGAGUUACAGUCUCAAAUCUGCAAAUCUAAAAGAGAAAAAGAAGAGUUGCAGUUUCAACUUGACAAUGCCCAACGAAAAGAGCAAAAGUUGGAGUCUAAACUUAGUGAUGCCAAGCAAGAAGAAACGCAACUUCGUUUUUGUUUGCAAAAGUUAAAAGAAGACUAUAAGAACGAGGUGACAAGAAACAAAAAUUCAAAUACUCAGUAUGUAUGUAAGAUAAAUUGUCUCGAAAUUCAUCUUCAAAAGUUGGCAGCUGAAAAGGCUACACUAAACAGCCACCUGGAAAAGAAACACUUGAGUCAUUGGCUGUGGGAAGACGGGCUUCAUUGUUGGAAGAGUUUUGACUAUUCUACGGCGUUUCAGCUAGAAAGAGCUUAUGUCGAACAAACUGCAACAAUCAAACGACUGUUUGACGGCAAACAAUGGUACAAAUUUGAUCUGAACAAAAUGCAACAAAAGAAUGUAAUAACAGGAAAAUUGCGAAAAAUAAAGAGAGUGAAAAUGUCCGUUUCGGGUAAGACAAGUCAAAUGUAAGUUACUAAUACACUAAGUCUUAUUUAGCAGUAAUUUACGCAUGCUAAUCGAUGUCAACAAUUACAGAAAUUAUUAUGUUUAGAAGUAGUAUAUCUGGGAUUAAAAUAAUACCACUUGUCCUUCCCCCACAUUAGCGCAUCCUCGAGAGUCUUUGCACCCCCUUAGAGGCUGUUCAGCCUUAUAGUUUGCGAAAAUGUAGGGAU